Molecule: messenger RNA, 669 nt
Organism: Arachis ipaensis
Lineage: Eukaryota; Viridiplantae; Streptophyta; Magnoliopsida; Fabales; Fabaceae
Product: 3'-5' exonuclease-like
Biological process (GO): nucleobase-containing compound metabolic process
Cellular component (GO): cytoplasm; nucleus
Molecular function (GO): 3'-5' exonuclease activity; nucleic acid binding
Source: RefSeq, a predicted model, not a curated record
AUGUCUGGAUCAUCAUCAUCAAUCUGUACGUAUAAUGGAAUUAGCGGUGCCUCAACCGUUUCAUUCAACCGUGACAAUACUUCCAAAUACACUAUCAAAUUUGAUGGAAAAAGAAUUGAAACCACAGUCACUGACAAAGCCACCAUUGUAGAUCAAUGGGUUCAAGAUAUCAAUGUUCUAUAUGAAGUAAAUUCAUCCGUUAUCGUUGCCUUAGAUAUUAAAUGGAAACCAACUAGGGUUCAAUAUUUGAGCAACAAAUCCGCAACAUUACAUCUUUGCAUUGAUGACAAGUGCCUUAUCUUGCAACUCUUCCAUGUUGGCAAUUUGCCCAUUUCUCUCAAGAACUUUCUCAUGAACCCUAAUUUCUUUUUUGUGGGGGUUGAGGUUUCCCAAAAAAUCUCUAAGAUUAAUGAUGAGUAUGGUCUCAAUUGCGGCGGUGUGCAUGCAGAUGUUAAGGAGCUUGCUAUGGAAAAGUGGCCUGGCCGGUAUCUCCAGUUGAUAUUGAAGGAUCUCGCUAAGGAUGUGCUUGGUUUGAGUAUAAAGAAUCCUAAGCUUGUGAGUUUGAGCAAUUGGGAAGUUAGGGUUUUGAGCAUUGAGCAAGUUGAGUAUGUAUGCAUUGAUGCCUAUGUUUCUUACAAGAUUGGUCAGAUGCUUCUCAGGGAUGAAUGA